GUUAAGCAGCACCCCCCCCCCCACACACACACACACACACACGAGUGAGCGCGCGGACCUAGUCAAUGGUUUGGUGGAGUUUCCGGUUGUCUCGCAGUCUCGUGUGUGUUGACUGACGUCGGGGCUCUCGCGUAACGCGGAAACUAGCCCAGUGUGACUGUUGGAGACUGCGCAGAGGAUCAAUAAUCACUUAUCGAUGACCGGUUGGCGGUGUGAAGUCAUACACGACGCCAGGUGGAGGUGAGCUGAAGGUCUGGUUUAAGGACUAAGGACUGGAUCCUGGGCUGACUCAGACUGAGAGAUGCAGCUGUCGAACGGAAAGACGUUGACCCUGAUCCUGCUGUCGGCCCUGCUGCUGGGAGUGCUGUACUGCUACAUCUCCCAGUCCUACAGAGUAGUGUCGCUGGGUUCAGUGUGGGAGGAGAUAACAGCUGAUGGCAGAUCUGAAGUUCACAUUGAGAGUCAUCACCUGGUGGCUCCUGACAGGAAGCUGGUGAGCAGCGAGCAUCUGCAGUACAAACAACCGAGCAUCGUGAGCGGUCGUACUGACGUGGUGGCGGUGACGCCGUGGUUGGCUCCUGUGGUCUGGGAGGGAACCUUUAACCCGGUACUCCUCGACAGCAUCUACAAACCUCAGAACAUCAGCAUCGCAGUCACCGUGUUCGCUGUCGGGAAGUACGUCAUGUUCCUGAAAGACUUCCUGGAGACUGCAGAACAGCACUUCUUCAUUGGUUUCAACGUGCACGUUUACGUCUUCACCGACCAGCCCACCAAGGUGCCCCAAGUCAAAAUGGCCGCCGGCAGACAGCUGACGGUGUGCUCGGUGCCCAGCUCCAAGCGUUGGCAGGAGAUCUCCGCUCGCAGGAUGGAGCUCAUCCAGACGCUGAUCGAGGAGAAACUUCAGAACCGCAACGAUUUCAUCUUCUGUCUGGACGUGGACUCCAAGUUCCACGGCCGCUGGGGCACCGAGUCCCUGAGCGGACUGGUCGCUGUGAUCCAUCCAGGUUACUACAGGGAUGACCGCAGCCGGUUCCCCUAUGAGCGGAGGCCCGAGUCCAGAGCCUAUGUUGGUCCUGGUCAGGGGGACUUCUACUACUGUGGGGGGGCGUUCGGAGGCCUCCUGCAGGAAGUCCACCAGCUCGCCAAAACCUGCCGCUCCAACUUCGAGGCUGAUGCCAAGGAAGGCAUCGAGGCUGCCUGGCAGGAGGAGAGUCACCUGAACAGGUACAUGUGGAUCAACAAACCCAGUAAGGUGCUGUCACCUGAGUACCUGUGGCAGGACUUCAAACCCAGGAACCCCGAGGUCUACAUCGUCAGGUUCUCCGGAGUCGUCAAGAACUACGCUGAGAUCCGACCCAACGUCUGACAGUCCAGACUGAACUGGACUGGACUGAACUGAACCGGUUUGAAAGGGUUUGGAAAAUCCACACACCUGGUUUGCACCUGUCUCUAUCCCCUGAGGCUUACCCACAAUCCACCUCUUCGCCUGGUCUCUUGCUGUCAAUCAAGAUUGAACACUGAUCACUACAGACUCAGGACCUUCAGCUAACUUCGGCUCUAUUGAGCGUGUGCAGCUCUUAGACCAACAAUCACACUGUCGACCCCGCCCACACUAGCACCUGCUUCUACCUGUGCAACAGCGUGUGCUCUUAUCCCACGAGUCGGUAUUCUCCGUUUGAUCUGUCUCAGAAUAAACAGAUUUAUUUUCAUAA
Dicentrarchus labrax (European seabass) is the source of this 1712-nucleotide messenger RNA. Its product is annotated as globoside alpha-1,3-N-acetylgalactosaminyltransferase 1. Gene Ontology annotation, molecular function: hexosyltransferase activity. The transcript has 12 exons. Lineage: Eukaryota; Metazoa; Chordata; Actinopteri; Moronidae. Bases 302 to 1366 code for a protein of 354 amino acids. The record is from RefSeq and is a predicted model, not a curated record. Gene Ontology annotation, cellular component: membrane; Golgi apparatus; vesicle. Gene Ontology annotation, biological process: carbohydrate metabolic process.